AUGGAAGCACAAGCAAACAGCUUUGACUUUUCAGACUUUGAAGAAAUCGACACCUCGGAAUGUCCGGACGCCGGACAGCCCUCGGCGCUGCCGAACAACCACGUACUGAGCCAGCUCUCCAAGCCUUCAAUGUCUUUAACAGACGAUGGCCACCCGCCAUGGCAGGGUCAUCGAGACAAACUCGUCGGUCUUGUGGACAUGGGAAGCAACGGGAUUCGAUUUUCCAUAAGCGACCUCUCCAAGCCGUUGGCCCGGAUCCUCAACCCAGUCAUAGUAUAUCGUUCGUCGAUCUCUCUCUACGAUGCACAGUUCGACCCCGAGACCGGACACCAGAUCCCCAUACCCGAGACAACCAUAGCUGCUGUAUGCGAAGCCUUGGAACGCUUCAUGGUCGUAUGCAAAGACUUUGACGUCCCCGAGGAGCAAAUCUACUUUGUGGCCACAGAAGCCACGCGCCUGGCCAAGAACUCAGCCCAGCUCGUGGAAUCGAUCAAAGCAACCACCGGCAAGAAUGUUGAGCUGAUAGAAAAAGAAAUGGAAGGCCAAAUUGGCGCCCUGGGCAUCGCGAGCGGCUUCUUGACCAUGGAAGGACUGGUCAUGGACCUCGGCGGAGGCAGCACGCAAAUCACCUGGAUCAUCAGUCGACAAGGUCACAUCAGAACCAGCACACACGGAAGCUUCAGCUUCCCCUAUGGCGCAGCAGCCCUGACCAAGAAGCUCCAAGACAUCAAGAAAGACAAGGACGAGAAGGAUGUCCAACGCGCCAUGGACCAGCUCCGAAACGAAAUGGUCGCUAACUUCACCGACGCCUACCACCGGCUUCAGGUACCGCAGGCCAUGGUGGAAAGGGCGCAAAGAGAGGGAGGAUUCCGGAUUUACCUCUCGGGGGGUGGCUUCCGAGGCUGGGGCUACCUGCUUCUGUACCUCGACCAGUCGCACGGGAGCCAUUAUCCCAUAUCCAUCAUCAACGGAUACACUGUGGGGAGGGAGCAGUUUGAAGACACCAAGUCGAUAGAGAAGGCCGCCAAGGCCGCGCGUGACAUAUUUCGCAUCUCGGACAGAAGACGCUCGCAAGUCCCCGCGGUCGCUUUCCUGGUCAAUGUUCUUGCCGAGGCGAUACCGUUGGGGAUCAGGGAGGCUCACUUCUGCCAGGGUGGUGUCAGGGAGGGCUAUCUGUUCAGAGAGCUUCCUGCGUCGAUUCGAAGAGAGGCGCCGCUGGAGGUGAUUACGAGGAAUUUCGCCCCCGGGUCCAGGCUAGAGAUUCAAGAGCUCAUCAAGGGAGCCAUCCCGGACACGUCCAAGGACGGCAGCAAGCGAUUCCCCCCGGAGUUUGGGGGCCACGUCAUGGAGGCCUUCACCAACGUCAUGUACGUCCACAUGUUCAUGUCCAAGGAGACAGCCUCCACUGCGGCGCUCUAUUCGACAAGCUCUGGCAUCAUAGCAUCUACGCUGGGCGUAUCUCACCAGGACCGUGCACGGCUUGCCUUGAUGCUCCAAGCGAGGUAUCGCGGGGAGCUCCCGCCGCGGGAGGUUGAAUUUCGAGAUGCCCUCCGGAGCAUCAUCAGCCCAGAGGAUGUCUGGUGGGCCCAAUACCUGGGCCGGGUCGGUUAUGUCAUUACUUGCCUGUAUCCCUCGGGCAAAGUUGAUCCCUCCAACUUGAAAGUCCUCUUCUCCUCCUCGUGGUCAUGGACCCUAGGCAAAAAUGGGAGGAAAGAGGGCCUUGUGCUAAAAAUUUCUAUCAAAAAGGUCAAGCAUGAUCCUGAGAAGCUGAAAAAAGUUGUGACAGAUAACAUGCACGUAAUCGAAAAGGCAGGGAAGAAGAAGAGUUGGGUUGGUAAAGACAAGCCAUGGGGGAUGAAGGUUGAGGUCAGGGUGGCCGAGGAGCAGAUAUUCUAA
Messenger RNA from Metarhizium album ARSEF 1941, 1896 nucleotides. RefSeq names its product Ppx/GppA phosphatase. Bases 1 to 1896 code for a protein of 631 amino acids. NCBI's taxonomy places the organism in Eukaryota, Fungi, Ascomycota, Sordariomycetes, Hypocreales, Clavicipitaceae. Gene Ontology annotation, biological process: regulation of transcription by RNA polymerase II. The record is from RefSeq and is a predicted model, not a curated record. The transcript is spliced from 2 exons.